AAAGAAUCUACGUAGUAUUACUUCUAGGGAGGUGUAUUUUGCCCAGGUUCCUGACACUGUUGCCAUGGAGGAUAAAAAUAUGGAGAAUCCGGUUAACCUAAGCAUUUACAAGGCUACACGGAGCAUAAAACGCAAACACAACAGCCUCUACAACGCCCUGCGCUCGAUCUACGAAGACUCGAUCUUCGUCGGAGAGAUUUCGGAGCUAUGGCCCGACCUCCCCCUUCUAGCGAACCUCCGAUGCGGCCUCUGGUACUCCUCCAAGUUCCACUCCACCUGCUACUUUAAGUCCACCGAUGGCCACACCAAUAACUGGUCGUUUAAUACCUCUCGUCUCAACCUUCACGUCGCCCUGCUCGCCGGACAGAGGGGAGGAUGUAUGAUCAUUGACUCAACAAGAAAAGGGAAAAGGUUUCCAGACAGCAUGUCAAAGACAAUACCAAUUUGGUGUUGUGUAUUGAACCGUGCAGUUGCUAAUUUUAGAAGCAAAUUAUCUGGUGUUAUUGUUCCAAAUGACCAGGAGUCAAACAUAAAUUACUGCAUGUCCCAUAACCAUCACACUGAAGAUGUUAAUAAGGACUUUUUCCCUUGGGAUUGUUCUUUGCAUCUUCCUAUAUGGGUCUGCGAAACAGAAAAAAGUCUUAUUCAGGAACGACUUACUGGAUGGACUAAGGAUCUUGAGGAUAGUGGAGCUGACAUUGCCUCAAUGUCUUCCUGCUUAAAGAAGCCAUUACGACCUUUAUGGAUAUCACAGAAAACUGUAAUUUGGUUAAAUGAAGUGCCUGAGUCUAGUUCUUGGGAUUUCACGCCCAUCAUACUCGUUUCUCCGUCCUUCUCGACAAGUGAUUUUCAACAAAGAACCACUUCAGAGUUUAGUUGGAAUUAUAUAGCCGGAGCUGGAGAUGAUGAAGAGAGCUGGGCAAGAGGAUUAACUCCAACACUUUUCUGGAAACAUGCUUAUGAUCUCCUAAGCCUGGGGCCAAAUUUGUGCAACCAGAAGGUUGCUGAUAUUGUGGAAAAGAACAGAGUAUACUGUGCACAAAGGGGGGAAGAUGCUCCUCAGGUUUCACUAGGGUACUCUAUAAAAAAUUGUCUCAACAGUGAAUUUUCUGCACAGGAACCAUUGGAUGCUGAUAAUAUGUGCAUAUAUAGAGAUGAAAUGUCCCGAAGUGAUGAUAAUGCUAUAUCUUGGCUUGGUGUUACCAAUGUUGCAGUUGGCAAAACCCUUCAAGCUAAGGAUGCCUCCUCUUUUGAUAGCAUACUGAACUGUGGCCUUGAAGAAUUUUCACACUUGCUGGAUGAUCCUGAAGCCUAUUUACACCUACCAAUUGUUGACUGUAAAUUUGAUCGGUUUUCUGUGUCAAGAAGUCUUCCUUUGGCUAUCAAUUUUGCCAAAGCUAACCUGAAGAAAGGGAAGAGACUUCUUGUAUGUUGUGUGAAUGGAGAAGAUAUAAGCAUCUGUGUUUGCUUGGGGAUAUUGUUGGCAUUAUUUGAUGACAAAGGAUGUUUUGAUGAAAGGAUAUCCAUUAACAAGAGAAAUAUCAGCAAGCUAGAAUUGAGACAAAGGUUGGUGUACAUCUGCAAAUUCGCAGUUAAUGCCCGCCCUUCCAGAGGGAAUCUGAAGCAAGUCUUCAAUUAUAUUAACAGUGGGCACAUUGGGGUCUCUUAAUCCCCCCCCCCCCCCCGCCCAUAUCUGCAUCCACCACAGGUGAGAACAAUAAUGGGGAUAAAACAAAAUUGAACUACCAACCGUUUCUCUUUCAAAAAUGGUAUGGUAUUCUUCAGAAUUCUUUUAACAACCUUGACGAUCCAAGAAUGAGUGAGUAUGAAUAGAAAGGGUAUUUGUAGUACCAUGCCCACUUCUGUUCAUAUUUUAGUCUUUCUUAUUUACAAAUUCAAACUCAUUAUAUGGUUUUGUUUAAUAAUUUCUUUUGGAGUGUACCAUGUUUUUGGCCUCCCAAUUGUUCCUUUUGUGUAUUUCCUUCGAAAUAUAUUUUUACAUUUAUUUUGGUAUGUCUG
Messenger RNA from Cuscuta epithymum, 2019 nucleotides. Lineage: Eukaryota; Viridiplantae; Streptophyta; Magnoliopsida; Solanales; Convolvulaceae. The record is from the annotation of a GenBank genome assembly.